AUGGGUAUCAAAAAUUUAGCUACACUUAUUUCUGAGCAAGUACCGAAUGCUAUUAAGAGCAGAGAUAUAAAGUAUUUCCAUGGAAGAAAAGUAGCCAUCGAUGCCUCGAUGUCUCUUUAUCAAUUUCUCAUUGCUGUGAGACAGCAGGAUGGGGUUCAGCUCGCUGGUGAAGAUGGAGAAACGACGUCGCAUCUUAUGGGUAUGUUCUACCGUACGUUGCGCAUGAUUGAUCAUGGAAUAAAACCAUGUUAUGUGUUCGAUGGAAGUCCACCAGAACUUAAGAAAUACGAAUUGGAUAAACGUAAGGUGAGACGUGAGGAUACCGAGGCUAAGUUGAAAGAAGCCACGGAACAGGCAGAAAUUAUCAAACAUGAAAGAAGACUCGUGAAAGUUUUGCCAUGGCAUAAUGAGGAAGCUCAGAAGUUGUUAUCUCUUAUGGGUAUUCCUUACGUUGUGGCACCUGCAGAAGCUGAGGCGCAAUGUGCAGAGCUUGCUAAAUCAGGGAAAGUGUUUGCAGCUGCCAGUGAAGAUAUGGAUACAUUAUGCUAUCAAACGCCAGUUUUAUUGAGACAUUUGACUUUCAGUGAGGCCAGAAAACUUCCAAUCCAAGAAUUUGACACUGAUGUGAUUUACAACACUUUGGACUUGACUCAGACGCAAUUCAUUGAUUUAGGUAUCAUUCUAGGGUGUGAUUAUUGUGAAGGAAUCAAGGGUGUAGGCCCUGUCAAUGCAUUGAAAUUGAUUAAAGAACACGGUUCCCUGGAAGCCAUCGUAGAGAAAUUCGAAAAUGGAGACAUCAGUAGUGGCAGAUGGAAAAUCCCUGAAGGUUGGCAAUUCAAAGAAGCGCGUGAUUUAUUCAUGCAACCAGAUGUUAUUCCAAGUGAGGAAGUGACGUUGAAAUGGGAGGAACCUAAAGCCGAGGAAUUGAUUGAAUUUAUGGUUAAAGAAAAAGGGUUCAAUGAAGACAGAAUUAAAUCAGGUAUUGAAAGAUUACGCAAGGGUUUGAAAGUCGGCGUACAGAAAAGACUUGACUCAUUCUUCAAAAUUCAACCGAAAACUAAGGAAGAGCUAGCAACCGCUGCUAAAAAGGCAAAGGAUGCAAAGAAAAAGGCUGCUGCUAAAGGUAAGAUUGCCAAGAGACGUUAA
Molecule: messenger RNA, 1146 nt
Organism: Kluyveromyces lactis
Lineage: Eukaryota; Fungi; Ascomycota; Saccharomycetes; Saccharomycetales; Saccharomycetaceae
Gene: RAD27
Product: multifunctional nuclease RAD27
Exons: 1
Coding region: 1-1146 (381 amino acids)
Cellular component (GO): cytoplasm; nucleus
Molecular function (GO): DNA binding; 5'-3' exonuclease activity; 5'-flap endonuclease activity
Source: RefSeq, a predicted model, not a curated record